AGCACACGGCCUUACGUGUCUGUGCGUGAUUUUGCGAUGUUUUUAACCAUUUUUGUCUGAUAAAAAUGGACCGUAACCGACCGGGUUUGUUGCGCAGGGGAGCAGCCGCCUUUCUGGUGUGCUUCCAGACCCUAGCGCUACUCACACACGGCGGACGAAACAGAGAGAGCGGGACAAAAAUAAGUGUGGGGAUCCACACCGUCAGCGUGGCUGAAAAAGCCAAGUAUCGCGUGGUGGUUCGGUACAAGAAGAGGAGACGUUGUACCGCAUGGAAGAAAGUGGCCACCCAGGACUGGGACUUCACUGCAGAGUUUGCAGAAUGCGCGCCACAAGAGAUGAGGAAGGUUAAGGUGGAGUUGCAGAAGAAGAAGAAAUGUAAGGAGAAAACUAUCGGAGUUACCACCCUGGACCCGGCAAGGGCUCUACAGCCAAACGCGUACGGCCGGCCGGUGAAGGAUUGGUACGUCUUCGAUCCACCCAAGAAGGGACGACCAAACAAUUACAAGAAUGUGUGUUGUCUGGAGGCUACCGUAGCUGUGUACGGUCCGGGAAAGACAACUACACAGAAGACAGGCUCCCCUACCCCUAAGCCUUCUGUGGGAAAACUUCGCACCAAACCGGUGAGCGCGACUGAACUGAGGGAGAAAUAUGGGACAAAGAAGACCACGUCUCAGACAGUCGGUGCAAAGAAGCUGGACAAGACUAACCAGGGCAAGCCCGCAGCACCCUCUAGCGGAGACAACACGAAGCACAAGCCUGCGUCUUCAUCGCCAAGUGCAGCGAACGGCUCUCCAAGUUCGACUGCAACGAACGGAGCUGGGGAUGUCAAGCCCAGUCGGUUCCACAGGUUGUUUGGCUCCUUCACCAAGAAGAAGAGUGAGACGACAACGUCCGUUGAUGAAGGAGCUUCCACAAAGCCUCAUGAGAAGACAACUGGUGAGACAGUUGUGACUGAAGACCAACUGGAGAGAUCUUCGGAGAAAGAGGAGACUAAACUUGCCUUGAAGUCCGUCUCCCAGCCAGUUGAGGGAGAGAAACCAGACAAGAGUGAACAGGACAAGCUACCAGACAAGCCCUCCAGCGGAUCCGUAGAACGCACAGAGCUGAAACCUGCAUCUCCCUCUACGACAAGCACUUCUGCAUCAAGCUCAGCAGCAACAGACAAGUCCCUCACCAACGGAGAGGGCGACGCCAAGAAGAGAAAGAGUGAGCGCCCUUCCCGAUUCCGACAGUUGGUCGGCUUUAUAACAAAGAAAGACGACAGCAAGACGACAACGGCAAUUCCAACAGCCAAGCCGCCACCCCCACAAUUCACCGACCCAGUCUGCAAAGAGGUGAUGUUGUCCAUUCACACUCUAUGGGCUGAACUGUUACCAAAGAGAGCUCAUUCCAAAGAGCUGUUAGCCUACGCCAACACUCUCAUGUCUAAGCUGGAAGCAGCCGCCCCACACACAAAGGACAACACCAUCCUCAAGAACCUGUUCGCUAGGGUUCCAGACUACACUCACUACGAGCUGCCAGAGAUGGCAGGUUUGAGCCUACACGAACUGAACCAGAUUCAGAAGACGGUUGUCUUCUUGAUUGAAGAUGAGGAGAAGCGAACGACGUACUUUAGACGGUGGUUAAUCGAUGACAUCUGCCGGGUGGCCUUAGAGGAGGCUCCGCAGAUUCUGGAAACAGCCGCCCCAUCUACUAGUGGAGGUGGCUCCACUCCACAAGAAAAGAGGCCCACCACCCCACCUGAGAGAAAGUAG
Branchiostoma belcheri (Belcher's lancelet) is the source of this 1754-nucleotide messenger RNA. RefSeq lists its product as uncharacterized. The record is from RefSeq and is a predicted model, not a curated record. The transcript has 5 exons. NCBI's taxonomy places the organism in Eukaryota, Metazoa, Chordata, Leptocardii, Amphioxiformes, Branchiostomatidae. The coding region runs from base 66 to 1754 and encodes 562 amino acids.